UUUUUGGGCAUGAAUGCGGAGAACCACAGCAGUCCCAGGUUCGCAGAGAGAAGAGCCUGAGCACCGAGCAGCGAACAACUUCGUUCCUCAAACCUUUUAAUGCUGCGUUACGCUCGAAAUCUCCUCACAAAAACCUCAUCCGCAACCACCGCGAGCGCAGCCUCCUCGCCCAAUUUCCCCAAACGCUCUUUGCUUUCCGAAAACACUUUGUCAAAACACCACCACCAACAACAAAAGCUGCAACAAAAUUGGUCUCGUCGAUAUGUCACCGGCUCGGCCUCGAGCCCGAGCCUGUCGAUAUGGAGAAGAAAGAAGGAGAUGGGCAAGGAGGGUCUGAUCGUGGCCAAAGAGCUCAAGAGGCUCCAGUCCCACCCGGUCCGCCUCGACCGGUUCAUCCGGUCCCACGUGUCCCGCUUGCUCAAGUCCGAUCUUGUCGCCGUUCUCGCCGAGUUCCAGAGACAAGAACAGGUCUUCCUCUGCAUGAAGUUAUAUGAUGUGGUGCGCAAAGAAAUUUGGUACCGGCCAGACAUGUUCUUUUACAGGGACAUGCUUAUGAUGCUUUCAAGAAACAAAAAGGUUGAUGAAGUAAAGCGGGUUUGGGAAGACCUGAAGAGAGAGGAAGUUCUCUUUGAUCAGCAUACAUUCGGAGACAUUAUCAGGGCCUUUUUAGAUAGUGGGUUGCCCUUGGACGCAAUGGACAUAUAUGAUGAAAUGAGACAAUCUCCUGAUCCUCCAAUCUCUUUGCCUUUUCGAGUGAUAUUGAAAGGGCUCCUUCCGUACCCAGAAUUGAGAGAGAAGGUGAAAGAUGACUUCUUGGAACUUUUUCCCCAUAUGAUUGUGUAUGACCCACCUGAAGACUUGUUUGAAGAUCAAGAUUGGAAAAGGGAGAAGGAAGAUGAUUAGAUGGUGUUGCUGCUAAUGUGCUCAUUGCUCCAUAGGAGACUACUCUUCCCUGGCUAGAAGCCUAGAAGCAAGUAGAUGCCUGUGAUAAGUUGAUGCAGUUGCGGGUUACUUACCCAUGGUUGAUCUGCUCCUCAAUGGUCUUCCAAGUUUGGAAGCUCGCUUUUCAUGGCAUGCACUGUGCAUGUGGGGAUUGAGUAGCCCUUAUUGUCACUCCUCAGCAUGAUGUGUUUCAUGUGAUGCAAUUUUGAUUGGACUUGCUUGAAAAGAUGAUAAUAUUUUUGGUUGAUGCAUUUCUUGCAGAUUUGCUUGUUCCUGA
This is a messenger RNA of Alnus glutinosa, 1219 nucleotides long. Its product is annotated as pentatricopeptide repeat-containing protein At1g62350. Gene Ontology annotation, molecular function: protein binding. Lineage: Eukaryota; Viridiplantae; Streptophyta; Magnoliopsida; Fagales; Betulaceae. The transcript is spliced from 2 exons. The record is from RefSeq and is a predicted model, not a curated record. The coding region runs from base 100 to 903 and encodes 267 amino acids.